CUUCCGGGACACGUCAACAAAGUGUCCGCAGAGAGGGCUCUCCGUCGGUAACGUUAGUGACAGGACGUCGUUCAGAAACCAUGGAGACAUUAUACAGUGUACCGUUCGCUGUGCUCGAGUGCCCCAACAUAAAGCUGAAGAAGCCGUCAUGGCUGCACAUGCCGUCGGCUAUGACUGUGUACGCCGUCGUUAUUGUGUCCUACUUUCUCAUCACGGGAGGCAUCAUCUACGAUGUUAUUGUAGAGCCCCCAAGUGUGGGUUCAAUGACUGAUGAGCAUGGACACCAGCGGCCGGUGGCCUUUCUGGCUUACAGAGUAAAUGGGCAGUACAUCAUGGAAGGACUGGCUUCCAGUUUCCUCUUCACGAUGGGAGGCCUGGGAUUUAUAAUCCUGGACCGCUCCAACGCGCCAAACAUUCCCAAACUCAACCGUUUCCUGUUGCUCUUCAUCGGUUUUGUCAGCGUUCUCCUCAGCUUCUUCAUGGCCAGAGUUUUCAUGCGCAUGAAGCUGCCAGGUUACCUCAUGGGCUAGAGACAAAGACAGCACACUGAAAAUGAAUUAGAUGGACAGAGGACAUCACAUGCAUUGGGGCCCCGACACGCAGUUCAACUAUAAUUAUGGAUAAACUCGACCUUUUUGAUAUAAUCAGACAUUCAGGAUGGAAAGCACUGAUCUAGCUAAAGAAAUUAGACCUGGCUGCACUGACAGUCUCUCUCUGGCUGUGUCUCAUUGGUGUUCAGUGACUUCCUUCCUUCUUCUUUUUUCCAAAUGUCCUAAGAAACUGAUGCAGAAGAGUAUCACAUAGGUAACUGUUAAAAGGCAUUAUCACCAGUGUUGCCAUGUGUUUUGAUAAAACAACUACAACAUCCAGAUCCCUCUCACUAUAGUGCAUCUGUAGCAAACUUGAGAAAUUUAAUUUCACUUUAAUUGAAGCUAGAAGUAGCAUACCGUGCAGCGGGGGAAAUGUCUCUGAGCCACUGGAGAAGAAAUAGGAAAGGAAGUUACUGAACACUGCUGGCAUGGAGCUACUCAUUUGGUAUCGGGAAGGGGGAAUAAGAUUUAAGUUGUGUGUUUUUGUAAAGAAAUCAUUGAAAGAGCCUUGAACUUGUCACAGUUGCAAUUUUGUACAAGGGUGCGAAAUAAAUCUUCUUUUCAGAA
This is a messenger RNA of Morone saxatilis (striped sea-bass), 1157 nucleotides long. RefSeq names its product oligosaccharyltransferase complex subunit (gene ostc). Lineage: Eukaryota; Metazoa; Chordata; Actinopteri; Moronidae. The transcript is spliced from 4 exons. The coding region runs from base 81 to 530 and encodes 149 amino acids. The record is from RefSeq and is a predicted model, not a curated record. Gene Ontology annotation, cellular component: oligosaccharyltransferase complex.